Molecule: messenger RNA, 3969 nt
Organism: Drosophila eugracilis
Lineage: Eukaryota; Metazoa; Arthropoda; Insecta; Diptera; Drosophilidae
Gene: trpl
Product: transient-receptor-potential-like protein
Exons: 14
Coding region: 466-3846 (1126 amino acids)
Biological process (GO): regulation of cytosolic calcium ion concentration; manganese ion transport; calcium ion transmembrane transport
Cellular component (GO): membrane; cation channel complex
Molecular function (GO): protein binding; inositol 1,4,5 trisphosphate binding; store-operated calcium channel activity
Source: RefSeq, a predicted model, not a curated record
UCGCAGCGUGUAAAUUUCGCAGGUGGCACACGUUCGCGGUGCGUCGCGGCUUGUAACUCGGCGGGUUUUUCCCGACUCAAAAGUUGAGCAAAAAUAAAAUAAAAAUAAAACAACACAUUGUAGUGGAAUAAGUGUCUACUCCGUCCAUUCGGUGCCUUAACGUAUUGUUAUAAAAAAUAUAAAAAAAAAGAAAUACAUAUAUACAUACAACUCAUAUCCUUAGUCCCUCACCUAAGCCGGUCACAUGAAAUUUCAACGUCCAUUGUGCCAGCGAGUUGAACAAUUGCACACGUUUUUAUGUGCCGGAAUGCAAGAAUUUUCAAUGUGCUAAGCCCUGCGACAUGGAGCCGGAGUUUUGAACUCUGAACCCUAGACACAGCAUACAUGUACAUGGAAUAUUAAUUACCCUCAACUCUUACUGUUAAGUGAAGUGUAAAAAUAAGAAAAGCAAAAAAAAACUCUAAAAUGGGUCGCAAAAAGAAGCUGCCAACGGGCGUAUCGUCUGGCGGCAACAACGCCGCCGCCCCCAAAUCGGUGGGCGGGUGCUGUGUGCCGCUGGGAUUACCGCAACCUUUGCUGCUCGAGGAGAAGAAGUUCCUGCUGGCUGUCGAGCGAGGCGAUAUGCCGAAUGUGCGCAGGAUCCUGCAGAAGGCGCUGCGCCAUCAGCACAUCAACAUCAACUGCAUGGACCCCUUGGGCCGUAGGGCUCUCACCCUGGCGAUAGACAAUGAGAACCUGGAGAUGGUCGAGCUGCUUGUCAUCAUGGGGGUGGAGACCAAGGACGCCCUGCUGCACGCCAUCAAUGCGGAGUUCGUUGAGGCUGUGGAGCUCCUGCUCGAGCACGAGGAGCUCAUCUACAAGGAGGGCGAACCCUACAGUUGGCAAAAAGUAGACAUAAAUACGGCGAUGUUUGCACCUGAUAUCACACCUCUUAUGCUGGCGGCCCACAAAAAUAAUUUCGAGAUACUUCGCAUUCUUUUGGAUCGUGGAGCUGCAGUACCAGUGCCACAUGAUAUACGUUGCGGUUGUGAGGAGUGCGUUCGCUUGACCACGGAAGACUCUUUAAGACACUCCCUGUCCAGGGUGAACAUCUACAGGGCGUUAUGCAGUCCCUCGCUGAUCUGCCUUACCUCAAACGACCCUAUACUCACCGCCUUCCAGUUGUCCUGGGAACUUAGGAAUCUGGCCUUAACCGAGCAGGAGUGCAAGUCGGAGUACAUGGAUCUGCGAAGGCAGUGCCAGAAGUUUGCCGUGGAUCUGCUGGAUCAGACACGAACUUCCAAUGAACUGGCCAUCAUCCUAAACUACGAUCCGCAGAUGUCAAGCUAUGAGCCCGGUGACCGGAUGAGUCUAACCCGCCUGGUGCAGGCUAUUUCCUACAAGCAGAAAAAGUUCGUUGCGCACUCGAAUAUUCAGCAAUUACUGUCAUCGAUUUGGUAUGACGGGCUCCCAGGAUUCCGGCGCAAAAGCAUUGUGGACAAAAUCAUCUGCAUCGGCCAGGUGGCCGUGCUUUUCCCGCUCUACUGCCUCAUCUACAUGUGCGCCCCGAACUGUAGGACGGGCCAGUUGAUGCGCAAGCCCUUUAUGAAAUUCCUGAUCCAUGCCUCCUCCUAUUUGUUCUUCCUGUUCAUCUUGAUUCUGGUAUCGCAACGGGCGGACGAUGACUUUGUACGCAUCUUCGGAACGGCCAGGAUGAAGAAGGAACUAGCAGAGCAGGAGCUGCGUCAGCGUGGACAGGCUCCCAGCAAACUGGAACUCCUUGUGGUGCUCUAUGUGAUUGGGUUCGUUUGGGAGGAGGUGCAGGAGAUAUUUGCUGUGGGUAUGAAGAGUUAUUUACGCAACAUGUGGAACUUCAUCGACUUCCUGCGCAACAGUCUUUACGUGAGUGUAAUGUGUUUGAGAGCCUUUGCCUAUAUCCAACAGGCCACGGAAAUAGCCAGAGAUCCACAAAUGGCUUAUAUACCUCGCGAGAAAUGGCAUGAUUUUGACCCGCAGCUUAUUGCCGAAGGUCUUUUUGCAGCGGCCAAUGUCUUCUCGGCCUUGAAGCUGGUGCACCUGUUCAGCAUUAAUCCGCAUUUGGGUCCACUGCAGAUCUCAUUGGGUCGUAUGGUCAUCGACAUUGUGAAGUUUUUCUUCAUCUACACCCUGGUGCUGUUUGCCUUUGCCUGCGGCUUGAACCAACUGCUAUGGUACUUUGCCGCUCUGGAGAAAAGCAAAUGCUAUGUCCUGCCGGGUGGCGAGGCGGAUUGGGGCUCGCAUGGCGACUCCUGCAUGAAAUGGCGCCGCUUUGGCAACCUUUUCGAGUCCUCGCAGUCACUUUUUUGGGCCAGUUUCGGUAUGGUCGGAUUGGACGACUUCGAGCUGAGUGGCAUCAAGUCGUAUACGCGAUUCUGGGGACUCCUCAUGUUCGGCUCGUACAGCGUCAUCAACGUGAUUGUUCUGCUGAAUCUGCUCAUCGCCAUGAUGUCCAAUUCGUAUGCCAUGAUUGAUGAGCACUCGGACACCGAGUGGAAGUUCGCCAGAACCAAGUUGUGGAUGAGCUACUUCGAGGAUAGUGCCACCCUCCCGCCUCCCUUCAACGUUCUACCCUCCGUGAAGUGGCUCAUUAGGAUUUUCCGAAAGUCAAGCAAGGCCAUUGAUCGACAACGCUCCAAGAAGCGGCAGGAACAGGAGCAGUUCAGCAAGUAUGACAACAUAAUGCGCUCCUUGGUCUGGCGUUAUGUAGCCGCCAUGCAUCGCAAGUUCGAGGAUAAUCCCGUCUCAGAGGACGAUAUAAAUGAGGUUAAAAGUGAAAUCAACACUAUGCGAUAUGAAAUGCUUGAGAUAUUCGAGAACAGCGGCAUGGAUGUUUCCUCGGCCAACAAAAAGGAAAGGCAGCCACGUCCUAGACGCAUAAAAGUCUGGGAACGUCGUUUGAUGAAGGGCUUCCAGGUGGCUCCAGUGCAAAAUAGCUGCGAAUCCGAUGCCUUCGGGAAUGUCAACGGGCAGGGAGACAUGAAGGAGAUCAAGGUGGAGUCUAUACCCUCGAAGCCAGCCAAGGAAACCGCUAGGGAACGGUUCCAGAGAGUGGCACGCACAGUUCUCCUGCAAUCCACCGCCCACAAGUGGAAUGUGGUGCUCCGUGCCGCCCAGGACUCCCAAAUAGGCCGCUCCACCAAGAACGAGCGCAAAAACCUUCAGAAUCUGGGCAGGGCCAUAGAAGAGGCCAAGAGGCUCAUAAUGCUCAAUCCGGGCUGUUCCUCCGGUCGGGAGUCUCCAAUUCGUAUUGAAUUUGAGGAUGAGAAGACGAGCACCUUGCUGGAGCUGCUCAACCAGAUCAGUGCAGAAAUCAGCGAUAGCGAAAGACCCAAAAUCAAGCCGACCUGGCGACCUCCUCUGAAGACCGUACCUGCCCGAGCAAUGGCAGCCAAUAAUGUCAGAUCUCUCACUGCACCCGAACUGAAGAUAAGCAGGAAGUCCUCACCAGCUCCCACUCCGGGUCCAACCCCUGGACACACUGCAGUUUCCCAACUAAGAAACCGAGAGCUUCCUUUGUGCCCCAGCAAGCUGAUAGCUAAUUCAACUCCUGGUGCUUCCACCGCUCCUCUCAAGAAAUCCGCACCAUCAGCACCAGCUGGUGUACCACCACCACCCACCUAUAAGGGCGCUACCCACACCCCCUUCACCGUGGGGGCUCGCAACCCAGGCAAUACUCGUACUUCAGAUGGUGUGCCAUCCGGCAAUUCCAACUUUGACAUCCAUGUGGUCGAUCUGGACGAGAAGGCCGGGCACUUUGGCAGGGAUAAUGUUUCCGAUAUAAGCUCCAUUGCCAGCACGAGUCCCCAGCGGCCAAAGCAUCGUAACUAAAUGUGAUUGUGGCAUGGACACGGGUGAUAUAUAUCUCAAUGGGUCCACUAGAUGCCUUACAAAUAGCUAUAUAUUCUUGUAUUUAUCUGUAAACAAGGAAUAAAAUUAUUUAGGCAAAUGAAA